GACGGACCACGUGACAAUGCGGAAGUAUUUUACAACAACAUGAGCACAACCUGAGCACUUUCACAACGAUGCUGCGCACUUUUCUCGUGUUUUUGGCGCUUAUCUUUGCACACUCCGGCCUCUGUCAGGAUGCUUCGUGCGGGGCAGAGUCACAAAGUCAAACCCGGGCAGAAGCAUCGAGCUGCGGCUGUGGAAACCUGAAAAGAGCCGCAGAUCCGGAGGAGAGCGGAGACACGGAGAACCCGGCUGUCAAAUACUCCCAACAUGUGGAUGAAAAUCUGACGGAACAUCCCACCACUGAACAGAAAAGCAGUGAGAUGGUCCUGGUUCCGGGGGGAGAGUUCCUGAUGGGCACAGACAGUCCGGGGAUCCUCGCAGAUGGAGAGGGGCCUCAGAGACUCGUCCACAUAGACCCCUUUUUCAUGGACGUCCAGGAAGUCACCAACAGACAGUUCCAGAGCUUUGUCAAUGCUACACGCUACGUCACUGAGGCAGAGAAGUUUGGAGAUUCAUUCGUCUUUGAGGGAAUUCUGAGCGAGGCUGUCAAGAGUGAGAUAAGCCAAGCGGUGGCUGCUGCCCCCUGGUGGUUGCCGGUGAAAGGGGCAAACUGGAGACACCCUGAAGGGAAAGACUCAGACAUUUUAGAAAGACUGGAUCAUCCUGUCCUGCAUGUGUCCUGGGCUGAUGCUGUGGCGUACUGCUCCUGGCUCCAGAAGAGACUCCCCACCGAGGCCGAGUGGGAGUGCGCCUGCCGGGGAGGACUCAAAGACAGACUGUAUCCAUGGGGGAACAAGUUGACUCCAAAAGGACAGCACUACGCAAACCUGUGGCAGGGCGAGUUCCCGUCACAGAACACCGGAGAGGACGGCUUUGUCAAAACGUCUCCAGUGAAGUCUUUUCCUCCUAAUGGCUUCGGUCUGUACGACAUGGUUGGAAACGCCUGGGAGUGGACCUCAGACUGGUGGAGUGUGCAUCACACCACAGACGCACAAACCAACCCUACUGGUCCUACAUCUGGCUCAGACAAGGUGAAGAAAGGAGGCUCCUACAUGUGUCACAAGUCGUAUUGUUACAGAUACAGAUGUGCAGCCAGAAGUCAGAACACUCCAGAUAGCUCCUCUUCAAAUCUGGGCUUUCGCUGUGUGUCCCAGGACCAAAGGUGACCUUUAACCUCUGACCUCUGCUGCUGAGAAUACUGUUUACAAAAUCCUGUCCAGCUGCCAAACCCGGAACUAAGAGGGACAUUUUUAAUAAAUACAAUAUCUAUAUAAUACUAAAAUCUGUUUUUAAACUAGACGUUUAAAUGAUCUUUAAUACCUCUAGUUUAGGAAAUUGCCUUUUAGCCCACACACAGAUUGUAUUACAGAGAUUUAUGAAUAAAUUGAGACUGAAUGAUAUAUCCUUGGGUUUCAGAUGAAAAAACUAUCAACUUUGCUACAGUAAUUAACAACAACAGAAUAUUAUAUCUUUUGAAUAGUAAAAACAAAUCUUUAAAAAGAAAGUAGAAACCCAUGACUAAUAUAUUUUAGGAAACAUGUUGCAUGAGGACCAUAGAGAGGCAACUGUCAGGAACAUACAGUUUAAAUCAAUCACACAUUGUUGGGUGAGAACCAUAUGGAAACAUCUGCCCGUGACUAUCUUAAGCCCCUUUUCCAGCAGCAUCUCUCUGCUCUGCUCUGCUCCGCUCUGCUCAGCCCCACUUAUAUAAUGGUGCUGUAUCCAUGGAAACUGCUCACAACAAACCACAUCCAGCACUUUGACCAAUCAGGGACCAGUAGUAUUUUUAAAACCCGAUUCUGGUAAAUAAUUACUAAUGGAAACGCUCCAGACUGCAGGAGAGUAGAGUAUGGCAGGAUUGGUGGAAAUGAACCUUUAUGUUAAAUGUUUAUUCUGAAAUGUUUAUUCUGAAAUGUUCUACAUUUAUUUUACAAAAUAAAAUCCUAUUUAAGAUGAACUUUAUUAAAUUAGUUUCUUUGAUACACUGCAAAAAUGUAAGUGGGUACAAAUUGUUGCUGUAGAAUAUAAUGUAUUUUUGUAAAGAAUAAUGAUUAAAAUUCCUUAUACAAUUGUG
Messenger RNA from Boleophthalmus pectinirostris (great blue-spotted mudskipper), 2071 nucleotides. RefSeq names its product sulfatase modifying factor 1 (gene sumf1). The record is from RefSeq and is a predicted model, not a curated record. Bases 69 to 1163 code for a protein of 364 amino acids. Lineage: Eukaryota; Metazoa; Chordata; Actinopteri; Gobiiformes; Gobiidae. The transcript is spliced from 9 exons. Gene Ontology annotation, cellular component: endoplasmic reticulum.